Molecule: messenger RNA, 603 nt
Organism: Epithele typhae
Lineage: Eukaryota; Fungi; Basidiomycota; Agaricomycetes; Polyporales; Epitheliaceae
Exons: 3
Coding region: 1-603 (200 amino acids)
Source: RefSeq, a predicted model, not a curated record
AUGUCUCUACCCAUCGAAAACUGCACGCCCCGGCUAUACACGAUUGAUAACAAAAGAUUCGUAAUUGGUUCCAUGCCGUUCAUGAUUCCGUUCGACGGUCCUGGAGAGGCCGCCCCCGAGGAAUUCACCCCCAUCGCCCCCGAACCAACCGCCGUCGCCCUCGAACUUAUCCCCAUGGCCCCCGAGCCCAUCACCCCCGAGCCCAUCCGAACCCCUGAGCCCAUCGCCCCCGAGCCCAUCGCCCCUGAGCCCAUCGCCCUUGAGCCUAUCGCCCCCGAGGAACCCACCCCCUUUACCCCUCUUCGACCUCCGCCUCAUCACAAGCGAUGCGGCUCCGCCUUUAGAGGGCCCUCGUUCGGGGACAACAGUCCCAUGGAGCCGGUCCUGGACGAGAACACAAUGCACGCCUUGCAACUCAUUCAACAGAUUGUCGCGGUCACGGGUGACCUCAAGGCUGUCGUGGACAACCGGAACAGUAUCGUCAUGGACCUCGUUCAGGAGGUCUUGUGCAUACUCCAUCCGUGCCAGUGCCUGUUCUCGGUAUACAGGCAGUCCAGGUCGACCCAUCCCCCCUCCGAUCAGGGGAAAGCCAAGUCCAAGUGA